Phascolarctos cinereus (koala) is the source of this 3592-nucleotide messenger RNA. RefSeq names its product caspase 2 (gene CASP2). Gene Ontology annotation, molecular function: cysteine-type endopeptidase activity. The record is from RefSeq and is a predicted model, not a curated record. NCBI's taxonomy places the organism in Eukaryota, Metazoa, Chordata, Mammalia, Diprotodontia, Phascolarctidae. Gene Ontology annotation, biological process: proteolysis; regulation of apoptotic process.
AAAGGCGGGAAAUGGCGGAGGCGCGCGCGGGAGCCUGCCCAAGCCUCGGACGGAGGGGGUCGACGGCAGUGGACGGGGGGCGCAGAUGAGGAAACUGAGUCAGACUUCCAUCCGGGCACAUCCUUCGAGACAGUUGGCAGGUGUCUGAGGCUUGAGGUGCAGCGCCACGUAGGAAUCCUCUGAAGAAACUGAUUUUUCUUAACACUGAGACCUUCUCCCCCAGCCGUAUAUACACCUCUAUCAAACUGAUUGUAUAUAUAUGCAGACCUCAGCAGUGUGAGGAUGUUGGGAGUCUGGGGAAUGGAGCAGAAACAUCAGGAAGCUCUGAAGAAGAACCGGGUCGUGCUAGCCAAGCAGCUAUUGCUUAGUGAACUCUUAGAGCACCUCCUAGAGAAAGACAUCAUCACACUGGAGAUGAGGGAGCUCAUCCAGACCAAAGUAGGCAGUUUCAGCCAGAAUGUGGAAUUCCUUAAUUUGCUGCCCAAGAGGGGUCCCCAUGCCUUUGGAGCUUUCUGUGAGGCCUUACGGGAAACCAAGCAAGGGCACCUGGAGGAGCUGCUGCGCAGAACCCUCUGCAGCUUUCAGCAUAUACUGCCACCGUUGGGCUGUGAUGAUGACUCAAGUCUCCCUCUCCCAGUAUGUGAAUCCUGUCCUCCUCGAAAGCAACUCCGCCUCUCUGUAGAGACCAUGGAACAUUCUCUAGACAAUGGAGAUGGGCCCCCCAGCCUCCAGGUGAAACCCUGUACCCCGGAGUUUUAUCGAACACACCACCAUUUGGCCUACAGAUUGCAAUCUCGUCCUCGUGGCCUAGCACUGGUGCUGAGCAAUGUGCACUUUAAUGGGGAGAAAGACUUGGAGUUCCGAUCUGGUGGGGAUGUGGACCAUAGUUCCCUGGUAACCCUCUUCAAGCUCUUGGACUAUGAUGUUCAUGUCCUGCAUGACCAGACUGCACAGGAGAUGCAUGAGAAGCUCCAGGGGUUUGCACAGCUGUCAGCUCACCAGAGCACAGAUUCCUGCAUGGUUGCACUUCUUUCUCAUGGCAUAGACGGUGGCAUCUAUGGUGUAGAUGGCAAGUUGCUCCAGCUCCAAGAGGUUUUUCAGCUCUUCGACAAUGCCAACUGCCCAAACCUGCAGAACAAGCCCAAGAUGUUUUUUAUCCAGGCCUGUCGUGGAGGGAGUAAUCAAGUAUCCAGCCUCUUUGAUGAGACAGAUCGAGGGGUAGACCUUCGAGAUGGGAAAGAGCGUGUGGCCUCUCCGGGGUGUGAGGAAAGUGAUGCUGGCAAAGAAAAGAUAUUGAAAAUGCGACUGCCCACACGCUCUGACAUGAUCUGUGGCUAUGCAUGCCUCAAAGGCACUGCUGCCAUGCGGAACACCAAGCGGGGAUCCUGGUACAUUGAGGCCCUGACACAAGUGUUCUCUGAAAGGGCUCGAGAUAUGCACGUGGCAGACAUGUUGGUUAAGGUUAAUGCACUUAUCAAAGAUCGAGAAGGCUAUGCCCCUGGUACAGAGUUUCAUCGAUGUAAGGAGAUGUCUGAGUACUCCAGUACCCUCUGCCGCCACCUCUACUUAUUUCCAGGACAUCCUCCUACACGAUGAGCACCCAUCCUCUCAUCUAACCCAGAGUGACUACAGGAGGCAUGAUUGAACUGUCCCUCUUCAAAAUGGACCAUUUAUUCCUUCCCCUCAGGGAUAAUGGGACUCUUCCAGGCUUGUUUUAUAUACCUUUUAUUUUCCACUUUGAAGAUGGGGUCUGCAGGCCAGCUCCUCUUGUGUAUGAAACUCUAGAACUAUUUCUUGGCAAUCCCUGGUCAAGGGAGUCUGGCAGGUAGUUCUAGAACACAGUGCUUGUAUGGGGUAAGUGAGCUUCAUCCUGAGUACUAGUGUUGAAUAUUCAAUCAAGCCCCAGCCCUAGCCUCUUGUAGUUAUUGAGUUCACUCCCCAGGAUUAUUGUGAAUAGCACUUUGAUCAUUGUUUUUGUUAUGUGAGUUGAAGCCAUUUUGAUGAUCUUUUCCACUUAUCCUUUCUGUUUUCAAACACAACUUUCCUUGACAUUCAGGGAUAUUUCGAGUGAUGUCUUUACUACUUAAUUCAGUACUUUAAAAAUCUAUGAUUUCUUCAGUAUGAGUAUUCACUCUUUCCACUGUUACAUAAUGAAGCCCCUCCAUGAUUUAGUAAGUGGUAGUCCUGAAUUACCAUGGCCAAAAAAUAAUUGCCUCCAUUCAAUUUGAUCAUGUUUCUUUUGAAACUUAACUAAAUUCCUCUUUGGAUAAUAGACAUGGGAACCAUCACUAGGUCUGUUUUCGAAGCCUUUCCAGUUUAGUGUUGGAUCUCUCUACUAGAGUUUGUACUUCACUAGCUUAGUCUUUGAGAACGCAAUAGAUAUCAUUUAUGAGGGGGUAUUUGGUCUUAGAGGGCCAAGCACAGCUCAAAACGCUGUAUCUACAGUAAUGACCUAUGCAUUCUCCUUUUUAGUACUGUAAGGCCUCCCUGUUAGGAGGGGACUGUCUUCCCCUGUUCCCCUGCUUGGAAUUUACUCCAGCCCAGUGGUGGAGAAGGAUGAAAACUAACCUUAUUAAGGUGACUCUUAUUCCUUCCCCAGGGAGUUUCCCAGAUUUCCUGUAUAGUUACUUUCUCUUGUGUUUUCCUGUUAAAAUGGGUAAUAUAGAGAAAGAAUGGAGAAUGGAUGGGAAUGAUACCUCAGAAUAAUCUAAUUCCUUUUUUUCCUUCAUCUCCUAUCCUGAGUCCCAUUUUUUUCCUUUCAGAUGCUCUACCUUCCUCACUAUUCCUAUUUGCCAACAAGGCUAGGUUUUCUAUGUAUUCUGCCAGGAUUACUAUAAAAACGUCCUGGCUAGUAUCCCUACUUCCAGUCUUUCACCCUCCAUCCAUUCCAUAUGCUACUAUUAGAUACAUUUUCUAAAUUAUUCCCUUGCUAAAGAAACUACAGACUCCUAAAUCUUGACUAGUUUUUAAAUAUCCUCUUAUUACCUAGCCUCACAGGAUAUAUUCCAGCUUUCCUUCCUAUAUUCCCCAAUAGGCACCCCCUAUUCCUUUCAAGCUAGUGUUCUCACUCACUUUCCACAAUGUUUAUUUCUUCUUUGGUGCCUUUGCUCAUAUUGUCAUUCCACCUUUAAUGCCUUCUCUCCUACCCUGUACUUCUACAAAACCUUGCCUAUUCUUUGACUCAGCUCAAUUCCCACCUCAAUGAAGCCUUUUUUGAAUUCCCUUUGUACUUAAUACUACCACAGUUUAGUACUUAACUGUAUUUUGAUUUUUUGAUGUAUGUUAGCUACAGCUGCCCAAAGAAACUGUAAGCUUCUUGAGGGCAGUGACCAUGUGUCAUACUUACAUAGCCCCCAUAGUGUGGGCACAUAGUAAAAACAAAGAUCAUGUAUUAUACUUUUAUCUCCCACAGUGUCCUGCACUAUGCCGGGGCCUAAAGGUGCUCAAUAAAUACUUAAUGAUUGGAGUUGGGGUGGAGGUCCUCCAGAGAGGGUAUUUGUUUUUCCAGCAUCUGGACAUGAGUCUCUCCCCACUUCCCACUGCCAGGGUUUUGUAUUGCUUUCAGGUGCCAAAUAAAUAUUCAUGUUUGUUA